AUGGUUAAUUGCGGCCCUACAAUUGGAGGUAAUGGUGGCUCGGAGUUCAAGAGCUUCCGUGAAAGGCCCGUGGAACAGCUGGACGUAUGGUACGGCAAUGGCAGUGGUGACGACUUUAACAAAUAUACUAUCCUGAGAGGUAUCAAAAUCCGUUGGGCCGGCGGUGAACAGAGCCGCGAUAUUGGACAUUGCCCGGAGAAAGAAGAGCGAGGAGUCCUCCAUACAAGUUUCGAUUUUGAGAGAAAUGGCAACGAUCCACUAGAAUGGAUGGAUAUAUACGGCUCAGCUUCGCGGGUUGAUUCACUAAGAUUGGUGACCAAGGACGAGAAGGACCACUUCGAAGCUGGAGGAGUUGGUGGUGACAAAUGCGUUCAACCUGCUAAUGGGGCAGUCUUCGAUCAUUGA
Molecule: messenger RNA, 405 nt
Organism: Aspergillus fischeri NRRL 181
Lineage: Eukaryota; Fungi; Ascomycota; Eurotiomycetes; Eurotiales; Aspergillaceae
Exons: 2
Coding region: 1-405 (134 amino acids)
Source: RefSeq, a predicted model, not a curated record